AGUUUUCCGGCUUCCCCUUGGCGACUCCAUGCCGCGGCGUCGCCCCCCUGGCCUCGCCUGGCCCCGGACGCGGUAGCCAUGGCCGCAGUGGCCGUCCUUCGGAACGACUCUCUGCAAGCGUUUCUUCAGGACCGCACUCCGAGCGCCUCCCCCGACGUGGCCAAACACUCGCCGCUGGCUUUACUGGCCGCCACCUGUAGCCGCAUUGGACAGCCCGGCGCGUCGGGCCCGCCGUCGGACUUCCUGCAGGUGUCCUACGAGGCCAGCUUGGGCUCUCCGUCCAGGAUCUUCCACCCGUGGAGCAGCGACAUGCCGGCGCACUCGCCAGGCGGCCUGCCGCCGCCCAGCCUGGGCCUUACCCCGCAGCCGGCCUUCGGCAGCGCCCACGAGCUCCCGCUGACGCCGCCGGCGGACCCGUCGUACCCGUACGAGUUCUCGCCCGUCAAGAUGCUGCCGCCGCCGUCCAUGGGCGCGCUGUCGUCCAGCUGCGCUCCACCGCCGCCUGCUGCCUACGUGCCCUACGCCGCCCAAGCGGCCCUGCCGCCGGGCUACUCCAACCUGCUGGCCCCGCCGCCGGCGCCCCAGCCCUGCCGGCAGCUCUCCCCGGCGCCCGACGACAUCCCUUGGUGGAGCAUCCAGCAGGCGGCGCCCGGCGCGGGCGGCUGCGCGCACCGCUUCGCGGCGGGAAGCCUGCAGCGCGGCCUGGUGUUAGCGCCGUCGGAGCUGGCGCAGUACCAGACGCAGCUGGCCGCGCUGCUGCACCCCAAGGCGCCCCUGGCGGCCACGGCCAGGAGGUGCCGGCGCUGCCGCUGCCCCAACUGCCAGGCGGCGGCGGCCGGAGGUGGGAGCGGCGGCCCCAACGGGGCGCCAUCAUCCGAGCCGGGCAAGAAGAAGCAGCACGUGUGCCACAUCCCCGGCUGCGGGAAGGUGUACGGCAAGACGUCGCACCUCAAGGCGCACCUGCGCUGGCACACGGGCGAGCGGCCGUUCGUGUGCAACUGGCUCUUCUGCGGAAAGAGCUUCACGCGCUCCGACGAGCUGCAGAGGCACCUGCGGACUCACACGGGCGAGAAGCGCUUCGGCUGCGCCGAGUGCGGCAAGCGCUUCAUGCGCAGCGACCACCUGGCCAAGCACGUCAAGACGCACCAGAACAAGCGUCUCAAAGCCGCUGCCGCGCCGGGACACGGACACGCGUGUGCCACCGUCAAAAGAGAGGAGCCCAGGGACAUGUGACCUGCGCCUGCCCUGAGCUUGCCCUCCCACGCCCGCUUCCUGGGUUGAGUUGGGCCAUGAAGCGCCCAGGCCUGCCCCUGGGGUUGAGCUGCUGCGCUCUGCGGGAUCCCCCUCCAGAUCCCCCUUGCAGAUUUUAGAGGCCUGGGAGAGUCUGGGGAACUCCACUUUGCAGAGAUUUCUGGGAGGAGGACUUGCACCCAGGACCCACCCUUGAAAGUCUGGGCGGCCUGGAAAAGGGGGUGGGGGACACAAGAACACCUCCUUUGAACAUAGCUGCCUGUAUUCGGUGAGCUUGUAAUGAGUGUUCACGGAGCAGUUGGCGCAGCAUCAUCCCAUAUCGGAAUCGAGGCCAAGGUGACGCGCCAGGAAAACGCUGCCUCUGGGAGGUGAUCCUUGCCUUGGGAGCAGAAGCCUGGCUCUCAUCUUUAUAAGAUUUGGAACUGUGUGCUCUGGGGGUCGGAGAUGUCCGUUUACGUCAACCCACCCUGUGGAUUUAUUUUAUUUCUAGGUUUUUGCUCCUGGUACUCCCAGAUACUGUCACCGGUGAGGAUCAGGACUUACAGUGCCAACUGUUUGCAACAAUUACUCGGACUAGAGGGCACACACACACCCCAAAUACCAUUUUGGAAACAUCUGGUCAAAGUGGGCUGGAUUACUGUUUUAAAUUAAAAACAACUGCAGCAUUAGCCUGGCUAUAGAGGGCCUGGCUCCAUUCAUUAUUAUAAUUUUACGCCUUUCUUUGGGGGGAAAGGCCAACCUUUUCUGUACAGUUUAUUUAAUAGCUUUGAAUAAAAAAUAAAAAUGUUUUUCCCCCUCCCCCUCCUUGUUCUUGGCUCCAUAUGGGGGCUAUAGCAUGAGAUGUGUCUGUAAAGCAACCUGCAUUUGCAGCUUGAUAAUAAAUACAUUAA
Molecule: messenger RNA, 2141 nt
Organism: Zootoca vivipara (common lizard)
Lineage: Eukaryota; Metazoa; Chordata; Lepidosauria; Squamata; Lacertidae
Gene: SP5
Product: Sp5 transcription factor
Biological process (GO): regulation of transcription by RNA polymerase II
Molecular function (GO): RNA polymerase II cis-regulatory region sequence-specific DNA binding; DNA-binding transcription factor activity, RNA polymerase II-specific
Source: RefSeq, a predicted model, not a curated record